AAGGGAUCUAUAGAAAGUGCACUCUAACUAGAAAUUAUCUGAGAGAGCAAAGGGAUGGGGCAGCAUAGAGUUUCGCUGAUUCAGAAAGUAGGCAGGAGUUGCAAAACAUUUUUGUGACCUUUCCUUUAUUGAGUUGUUGCACAGAAAGUAAUCAGGUGAAACCCAUAAACCCAAUAUUUUUUUUUAUGGGCCAUCCACAUUUUUGUGAACCAACACUGGUUUUAAAAGUCCAUUGUUUCUCAGAGAGAGGGGCAUCAUGGAACAUUUUAUAUAAGCAAAGAGACACGGCACUACAGAGCAUCAUAUAAUGGGGCCCAAUGACCCAGAGCGCAGUGUAGGGAAGCAGGGCAUGACAGGGUUAAGGAGAGCAGCCCGCCCCCCUCCCUCUGUAUGGGUUCCUGGUGGCUGGCCACUGAACGCACUGUUUUUUCCCAGGCUUAGCAAGAGGAGGGAAGCUCAGGACAGCCUGUCUUCCAGUCAGUUCUAGGCAGCAAUAGGAUCAGCAGCUCGCAGCGUGGGGCCAUGGCUGCGAGCUUGGAGGCAGCAAGGUAGCAGGGACCUAUAUGGAUCCAGGACCAGCUCAAGGACCUCUUUCCAGGCGAGGAGACUGGGAGGCAGCUCAGACCCACGAGGAGGACCCGCCCACCGGAUCGCCUAAGCCCAAGGACUGAGAGGGAACCAGCUGGCAGGACCAGACGGUGCAGCAGGACGCCACAGGAGAGGAGCGGGCCGCACCGGGAGAAGCACGGGGAAGCAGCCUGGGGAGCCAGGUGGUGCAACACUAAGAAAGAGCAGGCGAGUACUCUGUGCACAAGGGGGUGGGGCCAACCGGCAGGAGAGAGGGGGCAGGGGCCCAGACACGGGAGCUGCAGUGGGAUCCCCCAGCCUGGCAGAGGCACGGAGGACCGGGCGGGAAGGGGGGGGGGAGGUAGGAGCACACAGCAGGCUGGAGUAGGAGGAACUACCACGGCCCCAGUAGGAGUGGGGUCAGGAGCCACUACAGGAUACAGGGAGGCAGCGAUCCAGGAAGGGGGGGGGAAACAGGCCAUGGGGGAAACACGGCAGCCUCAUCUAGCAGAACCACAGACAGAGGCACAAGGCCUGCCAGCUGCCAGGACACUGGGAGGCAAGAGAGGGUUGCAGCGGCCGCAUGCAGGGCCAUAGUACCGGCUAGUGGCCAGAGGGAGGAAAAGGAGGGAACCACGGCCCAGGGUGGCCCCUGAGGGCACUUCCGGGACCCCCGGUUUGGGUUCAGCCAACAGCCAGGCAAUGGGCAGGGAGCGCAGGGGAAGCAGGCAGAGGGACAGUGAGUCCAGGCCCAGAGAGUCCAGGAGGGGCUCCCGGAGGAGCCAAUCAGGCAGCAGGCACCCCUGGAGGGGUAGAAGAUGGGGGUCAAGGGGCAGGAGUCGAGUCAGUCUGGCACCCGGGAGAGCUGGAGGAGCGGCACUGCUUCGGGAACAGCCAGGCAUAGGGGAGACAGGGGAAGAGCCAGUGGAAGUCCCACCAGGAGGAGGGAUACGUCCUGGAGAAGGGAGCACUCCUGUUCUUGUAUGUCACGCAGGUGCAGUUCGGGCGGCUCAGGCCCGGGGCCGGUCGGGAGCCAGGUACACUACGUCAGAGGGACGGCGGACCACCAGGAGCUGUUCGACAAGCAGGGAAAGGAGGGAGCAGCAAUGCACGGCCAGAGAUGGGUCGGGACGGGAGACACAUCGGAGCGCCUCGCCAGUGUAAUUACGGCCCCAGGGGCUUCUACAGCCGGGGGACCAGGAGGUGGCAGGAUCACGGUGUGGCUGAUCGGUCAUUCAUCUAUCGGGCCAGAAGGAGAGCCGCAGUUAAAAAACCUGGAUUGCAGCUGGGCUUUCCCGAAGGCAAGGUGGGAGUGCAUUGGUUUGGUGUUUGGGGCAUGCGGUGGCCAGGGGUCUGGUCCACCCUGCUUCAAAAGGCAAAGGCCGGGAGGCGCCUGGACAUAUUGGUAAUACGUGAUAUAGGGUUAGUUCCUCAGAGAGAGUUGGUAACAGCAAUGAAAAAUGAUUUGGAUAAGAUAAGGCGUAUGUUUCUGGACAUAGUGAUCGUAUGGUCAGAGAUGGUGUCGUUGUUAGUAUGGAGGCAUACCAGGGAUGGGCAGAAAAUGGAGAGAAACAGGGGCAAGGUGAACAAAUUGCUAGCUGCUUUCGUGAGAAAGUUUGACGGGGUGGUAGUGAGGCAUAAGGUCCUGGAGGGGAAAUUACCCGGUUACUAUUGGAAGGACGGGGUCCAUUUGUUGGAGGUAGGGACUGACUUGUUUAACUUGGCACUGGGUGAGGGAAUCGAGAGGGCCCUAGGGCGGCUGGUUGGCGAGUCGUGGCGUGCUUGAGGAGUCAAGCAGCCAUGCCUGUGGCGGAGGGUACAUUACUCCGUGCCCCCAGGGGGAAGUUUAAGGGGGGUACUUGCCAAGAAGAGUGUAGCCCGGUUGGCCUGCAGCCCUGAUCGGAAAGCAAUUAGCCUCGGUUUAGGUCGGGGGAAAAGGAGGCAGGAACCAGGCGUUACAUUUGGGCGCAGGGCCAGUCCCUGGGAGGCGAGUAAGGAUUGUCGGUUUGAAAAGGUUACUGUAAAUGUUUGUUAUACAAACGGUUUUGUACAAUAAUGUUACAAAUGUUAACUGAUGUUAAGUUUUAUUGUUAAUAAAUAAAUAACUGCGGCCUUCUCU
Messenger RNA from Xenopus tropicalis (tropical clawed frog), 2686 nucleotides. RefSeq lists its product as uncharacterized. The coding region runs from base 1688 to 2353 and encodes 221 amino acids. The record is from RefSeq and is a predicted model, not a curated record. The transcript has 2 exons. NCBI's taxonomy places the organism in Eukaryota, Metazoa, Chordata, Amphibia, Anura, Pipidae.